AUGGAAAACGAUAAGCUACAUGAGUUGUUGCGCACACAGUAUAUUCUAGAAGAAUCCGGUAUCAACCCAUUUCCUGAUUCUGCCGAAAACUUGCGCGCAAUUAGCAUUUUAGAAUCCACUGCUGAGUUUUUGGGAGAUCGUUAUCAGGUUGGAUUGCUAUGGAAAAAAGACAGCCGAGCCUUUCCCGAUAGCUACCCGAUGGCUAUUCGUCGGGAAGCAGCGUUUGAGAAAAAGUUAUCGAAGAACCCAGACAUGGAGAAGAAUGUUCGGCGCCAGAUACAGGAGUACAAGGAGAAAGGAUAUGCGCACAUCGCGACUGAGGAGGAACUUAAAAACAGCGACCCAUCCCAAGUGUGGUAUCUUCCACUAAACGUCGCUCUCAACCCACGCAAGCCUUCUAAGGUUCGACUUGUGUGGGAUGCAGCAGCAUCUGUGAACGGAAAAUCGUUGAAUUCGGAACUUUUAGCUGGGCCGGAUUUGCUUGCCUCGUUGCCGGGAAUAAUAAGCCGUUUCCGUGAAAAGCCUGUAGCAUUCGGAGGAGACAUAGCCGAGAUGUACCAUCAACUGAGAAUCCGACCCCAAGAUAGGCAGGUACAGCGAUUUUUAUUUCGUGAAGAUCCAUCGAAACCACCCCAGGUGUUCGUCAUGGACGUGGCCACCUUUGGGGCUACAUGCUCCCCAUGUUCUGCGCAUUUCAUAAAAAACUUAAAUGCCAGAAAGUUUGCCGAUAAAUUUCCCAGAGCGUCCGAAGCUAUCUUGGAACAACAUUAUGUGGACGAUUAUUAUGAUAGCACUGAUACCGUCGAGGAAGCUAUAAAUCUUACCGUGCAAGUGAAAGCUAUACAUGAGCAUGGAGGAUUUGUAAUCCGUAAUUUUGUGUCCAAUUCCCGAGAGUAUCUAGAGCGAAUUGAAUAUCCCAGUUCAAUUUCGAAUAUUCACAUCCGUGCCGAUAAGCUCAACGAAACGGAACGAGUGCUAGGUGUCGUUUGGGAUCCUGAUGAAGACGUCUUCAGUUUUUCCACUGUCAGUAAACCUGAACUGAAUCCAACGAUCCUUGAGGAUAAACGACCAUCCAAAAGGCUCAUUCUCAGCUGCGUGAUGUCAAUGUUUGACCCGUUGGGAUUGAUAUCGCCACUCACGAUUCAUGGUAAGCUGCUAGUACAAAAUUUGUGGAGAACAGGAUGUACGUGGGACGAUCCAAUCGACGACGAUUCCUUCCAAAAAUGGGGGCGAUGGAAAAGGUUGCUGUCCGAGGUGAGUGCUUUAAAAAUUCCUCGUUGUUAUUUUGGCAAUGCACUUUCGACGCAGUGCAAGGAUGUCGAGUUGCAUAUAUUUUCCGAUGCUAGCGAAAGUGCGUACGGCUGUGCUGCUUUCUUUCGAGCUAAAGUAAAUGGUGAAGUUCGCUGUUCGUUGUUGAUGAGCCGCUCUAAAGUAGCUCCUUUGAAGCAACUUUCGAUACCCCGUCUCGAGCUGUUGGGUGCUGUCGUUGGUGCACGAGUUGCUGAAACGGUGCAGGCAAAUCAUCGCUUCAAAAUAGUCAAACGCUACUUCUGGACGGACUCACUGACGGUUCUGUCGUGGAUACGCUCUGACCAGAGAAAGUACAAUCAAUUUAUCGGAUUUCGCAUUGGAGAAAUAUUGAAUACGACUAAACUUGUAGAGUGGAGAUGGGUUCCGACCAGGUACAACGUCACAGAUUUACUAACAAAGUGGAAACCAAAUUUUGAUUAUUUAAACCCGAAUAGUUCGUGGUUUCGAGGUCCGUCUUUCUUGUAUCUAAAUGAAGAAGCUUGGCCUGAACAAAAAUUCCCUCAACCCAACAUUCAAGAAGAGAUGAGAGCACAAUUCCUACUGCACGACGUGCAUGUACCUGCCUCGGUAAUUGAUGUCACGAGAAUUUCAAAAUGGUCUGUUUUGGUACGAACGAUGGCAAGUGUACUAAGAUUUAUCUCCAACUGCAAACGGAAAUGCAAAAAAUUGUGCAUCGAAACAUUACCAGCAACCGAAACACAAUUGAAGUUAAUUAUCCCGAAUGUCGUAAGUUCUGAACUGACCCCCCUACGUAAAGAAGAACUUCAGCAAGCAGAAACAUUUCUUUUUAAAUUCUCCCAGGGAGACAUGUUUCCUGAUGAUCUCCGUGUCCUGACUAAAAAUUCGAAUUUGCCCCCGGAAAAGUGGUCGACGCUUGACAAGUCAAGUUUCCUUUUUAAACUUACACCAAUGCUAGAUGAAAGUGGUUUGAUUCGGGUUGAGGGACGUACGGAAAACGCAGAUAUGCUCCCAUUUGAUUUGAGAUUUCCCAUUAUUUUACCGAAAGGUCAUCCGGUAACAUUGAAAAUUAUCCAAAGUUUCCACGAAAAGUUUGGUCAUGCGUAUCGCGACACUGUUAAAAACGAAUUGCGUCAACGUUUCUGUAUUCAACAUAUUGGAUCCGAAAUCAAGAAAGUCUCAGCAAAUUGCAAUUGGUGCAAGGUGAACCGAAACCGUCCUGUUACACCAAGAAUGGCCCCACUUCCUAUUCAACGAGUUACUCCAUUUCUUCGCCCGUUUAGUUACGUAGGAGUUGAUUACCUAGGCCCGAUAACAGUUACUGUUGGAAGAAGAAGCGAAAAACGAUGGAUUUGCCUCUUUACUUGCAUGGUUGUGAGAGCCAUACAUCUUGAAGUUGUCCACACUUUAAACACCGAAUCCUGCCUGAUGGCCAUCCGACGAUUUAUCGGACGCAGGGGUCCGCCGCUGGAAUUCUUAUCCGACAACGGCACGAACUUCAAAGGCGCCAGUCGGGAACUAAAAAAUGAACUUCACUCGAUCAACCUAGAUUGCGCCAAUGCGAUUACCACAGCACAAACGGGAUGGCGCUUCAACCCCCCAGCUACACCCCAUAUGGGCGGAGCGUGGGAAAGACUAGUUCGUUCCGUUAAAGAUGCCCUUUUUGUAUUAGACGACGGAAAAAAGCUAACCGACGAAAUUUUGGUAACCUCGAUAGUAGAAGCCGAAGACAUGAUAAACAGUCGUCCUUUGACUGUUGUCUCGUCCGAUAUCGCUGAAGAACUCUCACUCAGCCCGAACCACUUUCUCCGGGGCGCAUCUCCAAACGAGUCAGGCACGAUUCCACACUUUCCUUCCGAAGCCGAAACACUUCGAAAUUCAUUCCAGCGAUCACAACAAUUGGCCUACAAUAUGUGGAAGCGAUGGAUAAGAGAAUAUGUCCCAACUUUAAAUCAACGUACAAAGUGGUUUGGGGAAUCAGAUCCAUUGAAAGUUGGUGAUUUGGUUUACGUCGUCGACGGUGGCAAUCGGAAACUUUGGAUUCGCGGAAUAGUGGAUGAAUUGAUCAUGGCCGGUGAUGGAAGGAUUCGUCAAGCAUGGGUGAAAACCAACAGCGGAAGGUUGAAGCGCGGUACGGCGAAGCUGGCAGUUCUGGAGAUAAGUGGGUGUAAAGCCGAUCAACCGGAAGUUGCUUCCGGAGUCGGUUUACGGGUCGGAGAUUUGUUGGGAACCGCCGAGCAGCUAACACCUAUCGAAUAA
Molecule: messenger RNA, 3528 nt
Organism: Uranotaenia lowii
Lineage: Eukaryota; Metazoa; Arthropoda; Insecta; Diptera; Culicidae
Exons: 1
Coding region: 1-3528 (1175 amino acids)
Biological process (GO): DNA integration
Molecular function (GO): nucleic acid binding
Source: RefSeq, a predicted model, not a curated record